CGCGGCCGCGAUGUCGCCGCCGGGCCCGGGGCGGCCGGCCGGAGCCGGGGCCGUGCUGCGCUCGGUCAACACGCGGGAGCUCUCCGAGGUCGUGUUCAACAACCACAGCCCCCGCUGCGUGCUGCCCGUCUGGCUGGACUUCGAGGGCCGGCCGCGCUGCUACCCGGUCCUGCAGCCGCGCAGCGGGCGCGUCAUGCGCAGCUACCGGGGGCACCUCUGGCUGUUCCGGGAUGCAGGGACCAAUGACGGGCUGCUCGUCAACCAGCAGGAGCUGUUCGUGGCAGCCCCCGAUGUGACCAAAGCUGACAUCACACUGCCAGUGUUCACCCUGAAGGAGAGGUGUCUGCAGGUGGUGCGCAGCCUGGUCAGCCCCGUGGACUACAGGAAACUGGACAUUGUUCAGUCGUUAUACGAAGAGCUGGAGGAUCAUCCUGACAUUUGGAAGGAUCUUCGGCGGCUUUCUCUGGAGAGGAAUGAGGCACUGAGGAACUAAAUUGUGGAAUAACGGGAUUACUCACUCCAGACUCCUCGUUACAAACCACUGAGUCUGAGCAGCGAGAAUUGCCAGGACACACACCAACCGAUGCCUCCGUUUAAAUUUGAAACAUAAACUCAAUAACUUUGGUGACAGUAAAACCCCAAAGACUGAGCAGCACUGGGAGGCAUGCUGGGUUCUGAUGGUUCAGUUCAUUUUUUCAUUACAGGUAUUGCAAACUGUAGGGUAAGAUCAGGGCAGCUAAAUGGAAAAUAUUCAUGCAAAGUUAUUUUCAUUGUAUUAGAAAGCAAAUUACACCAGUGAUUAAUUUAGCCCAGACUAAUGGCUGUGAGUGUCAUGGGUUUUGUUUGAGUAAUUUGUUUUGAUGGAAUUUCCCUUUCACAUGUCACCUCAAUGUGCCUGUGGGUCACGGAGCAUCAGGGUUUGCACAUGAGGGUUUCCAGCAGUGCCUGAGGGUCUGACAAACGUUACAUUGGUGGGAAGAUGAUGUGUAAAUGUUGCAGGUUAUUCUGCCUCUUACCUUUCCACGUACAAAGCCAUGUCCUAUCUGCUCUAGCUCUGACAUGUUCUUACUGUCAUCAUACCUCAAAUGCCUUAUUUGCCUUUGUCACAGGAGUCUUGCCUGGCUGAUCUCAGCCACGCAGACCAGACCCUUGUUUUGGAGCACCCUUGUCCCCCCCAGCUGCUUCCCCAGCAGCCCGUACAGGGCUCACAGGAAGCAGAUGCUUUAAGUUCUGUCUUUUCCCCUCGCAGUGCUGUAGUCCAGGUCGCAGCAGGAGCCUUUCCAGGGAGCAUGGGCCUCUUGAGCUGCCUGUAUCUCCUCAGGACCAGUGGGAGCUGUAUUGGCUCACACAGCCAGCUCACAAACAGGGCCAUGCUUACUGGCAGGCUGGAGAAGGAGAGAUGAUGUUUCUUUGCCUGUGUGUUCCCCACAUCUCAGUGGAAUGUGCUCUGGUGUGAACACAGAGUUCAGUGCAGCAUAGUUCAGUGUUGGAUGAGUUGUCCAUCAAGCAAGAUGUGGUGCAGCUCAGGUUAGAAGCAAGAUUGGUUGGAGAUUGAUUACAGCAGGUUAUUUCUGUGAGUAUGUUUCCCUCCAGUUGUACAUUUUGAGAUUAGCUGUGAAAUCGAGAAUCUCAAUGUAUUUUGUAAGUAUGGAAUGUCUCCCUAUUUGUAAACUUGUUUCUCUUACAUAUUUGAAGAAAUUGAUCUUUGACAUAAAAAUGGAAAUGCA
Molecule: messenger RNA, 1727 nt
Organism: Pyrgilauda ruficollis (rufous-necked snowfinch)
Lineage: Eukaryota; Metazoa; Chordata; Aves; Passeriformes; Passeridae
Gene: VHL
Product: von Hippel-Lindau tumor suppressor
Exons: 3
Coding region: 11-493 (160 amino acids)
Source: RefSeq, a predicted model, not a curated record